UGAGAUAAAUAGCAUGAGAGCGAACAGUGGCGUGGGAGGAGGAAGUCCUACUCCUGAAGCGUACGAGCUGUUACUUAUGAGAGGAAGCUCAGGACACUCUGGCACAGUGAAGAACGAGGCUGAGCGGACCAGCAGGAGCAGAGGACUCUGGGAGUUUUCAUGUAUAACUGGGGUGGAGAGACCCUCGUUGGCCCCGGUAAGACCACAGAGAUGAGGAACAAAAUCACCAACGCCCUCUCAGUCUUCUUUGAGUAUGAGACCCCUCGCCAGGUGCUGGUGAGGAACCGGAGGGUAGGUUUGGUCUGCCGUCUGAUCCAGCUUGGCGUCCCGUACAUCAUCGGGUGGGUGUUCAUCUAUGAAAAGGGCUACCAGUCCACGGACACAGCCGUCAGCUCUGUCUUCACCAAGAUGAAAGGCGUGGGCUACACCAACGUCAACGGCCAGGAGAGGGUCUGGGACGUGGCCGACUACGUCUUCCCUCCGCAGGGAGACUCGUCUUUUGUGGUGAUGACCAACUACAUCAUCACUGAAGGUCAGGCCAUGGGGAAGUGUCCAGAGGUACGUCUGUUCUACAACUGCAGCUCGGAUGCCGACUGUAAGGGAGGGAGUUUCAAACGUACGGGACAUGGUCACAUGACUGGCAUCUGCGUGAACACCACAAAAACCUGUGAGGUGUUGGCAUGGUGUCCUGUAGAGAACGAUCACAACAUACCAGAUCCUCCUCUGCUGAUGUCUGCAGAGAACUACACCCUGUUCAUCAAAAACUCUAUAACUUUCCCCAUAUUUGACGUCACAAGGAGUAACCUGGUUGAAGGUGUCGAUGCAAACUUCAUCCGAACCUGCCUUUAUGACCCAGUAACAGACCCGCUGUGUCCCAUAUUCAGACUGGGAGACAUCGUCAAACUGUCUGGCUUCAGCUUUGAAGUCAUCGCCAGAGUGGGCGGGGCCAUCGCAUUGGUGAUCGACUGGACUUGUAACCUGGAUCUGGACAUAACCCACUGCAAACCAAAGUACACCUUCCAUGGUCUCAUAUGGAACCCCAACGAGACAGACAAAGCCAGAGCGUCGGUCGGAUACAACUUCAGGUUUGCAAAGCAUUACAUGGAGGAUAAGAUUCAGAAAAGAACUCUGCUCAAAGUGUUCGGUAUCCGGUUGGACAUCAUUGUCCAGUCGCUGGCAAGAAAAUUCGACAUCAUUCCAACGCUGACAGCGAUCGGUUCAGGAGUUGGAAUUUUUGGAGUGGCGACUGUUGUUUGUGACCUGGUUCUUCUGUAUUUGCUGCCAAAAAGAGAAUACUACAAGAACAUGAAGUUCAAGUACACAGACGGCGGACACCAAGAGCCUGACACCGAGUCGCUGGACUUAGACAGAAGCUCCUAUUACAACCUCGAAGCAAAUACAAGACGAGUGGAGGACACUGUCCAGUCCAACGAUCCGGAUUCAGAGGCAGGAAGUAUAGAGACCGAUAGACCCCAGAAAUGAACAGAAAUACCAACCACUGCUGAAGGUCGACCACACUGGACCUGAAGGACCUUCACAGAUCCCCCCAGGGCCUGGACUGAGGGACCAGCAGUAGCCAAUCACAUCCAUCCAUGUGUCAGCAGGUGGUUUUCAGCCAAUCACAUCAUUCCAUGUGUCAGCGGGUGGUUUUCACCCAAUCACAUUCAUCCAUACGUCAUGGGGUGGUUUUCUGACGUCACCUGGGGUUUUAGAUCCACUGAGCUGAGACUGCAUCAGACAUUGGGUUCUUUUGGGGUUCUUCUGGUCUUUAUUUGGGGGUUCUUUACUGUCCUUUGUGUUUGCAUGGAAACAAUAGUACAAUAAUCCACACCAACAUCCACAAUUCCACUUUUAUUUCACAUAAAAAUUGAUUUGAAGAUCUGAAAGGAUUCUCCAUAAUCUGAUGGUCGCAGUUUUAAUUUUUUUUUCUUCCCUUUAUGACCAAAAGUAUUGGGACAUCUGCCUUUACACACACAGACUUUAAUACCAUCCCAUUCUUAAUCUGUGGGUUUAGUAUCGUUAGCCUCAUAGCAUAAUUAAAUAACUCAUCCACAAAUGUCCAAAAGUCUGUGGACCCGUUGAAUCCAGGUGUUUGUUUUCUAACAGGUCUGGGAUAAAAACAAUAAGGACUAAUGUCAGAAUAUACACUGCUCCUCCUUCAUGUAGUGAGGAUGCCUCCUGGACACCUCCCUGGGGCGGGGUUGUGGGCGUGUCCGUCUGGGAGGAGACCUGGAGGCCGACCCAGGACACGCUGGAGGGAUUCUCUCUCUGGUCUGGUCUGGGAAUGCCUCAGGAUUCCCCCAGAAGAGAUGGUGGAAGUGGCUGUGUGUGUGUGUGUGGGGGGGGGGGGGUCUGGGCUCCUCUGCUGAGACUGGUGCCCCCACCCCCGCCUCCCGGACCCAGAUAAGAGGAAGAAGAUGGUACAAUCAUAAUAUACACUGUGUAGACAAUUAUUAGGCAAAUGAGUAUUUUGACCCUCUGUAUUAUAAAAGGGAAGUGGACUCUCUGUGUGUGUGUGUGUGUGUGUGUGUGUCUGGGGCAUCACACUAACUACGUACACAGCUGACUGCUGCAGUUUGUCAUAUUUAUGUAUUUUAGGUCGAGGAAUAGACUACUGAAAACGGCAAGUGGAUAGGACCAAUAUUUUGGGAGAUAUUAGUAAUUACCUUCAACAAGGAGGUUCUGUUUUCAUAUGGGUUUGUUUGUCUGUCUGUUUGUCUGUCUGUCUGUUUGUUUGUUAGAAAGAUAACUCAAA
Messenger RNA from Sphaeramia orbicularis (orbiculate cardinalfish), 2755 nucleotides. RefSeq names its product purinergic receptor P2X, ligand-gated ion channel, 1 (gene p2rx1). The record is from RefSeq and is a predicted model, not a curated record. Gene Ontology annotation, cellular component: plasma membrane. Gene Ontology annotation, molecular function: purinergic nucleotide receptor activity; ATP binding; extracellularly ATP-gated monoatomic cation channel activity. NCBI's taxonomy places the organism in Eukaryota, Metazoa, Chordata, Actinopteri, Kurtiformes, Apogonidae. Gene Ontology annotation, biological process: response to ATP; calcium ion transmembrane transport.